Molecule: messenger RNA, 216 nt
Organism: Blepharisma stoltei
Lineage: Eukaryota; Ciliophora; Heterotrichea; Heterotrichida; Blepharismidae
Source: the annotation of a GenBank genome assembly
AUGAUAAUUUUUCAGAAGUGAAAUUUUAAUAGCACUGCAAAAUUUCAUUAUUUGUCUACAUUAAGCUUAAAAAAUCAUAAGCAUUAUAAGAGACAAUUGGUAUAUAUAUCUCUCCUUUAUUGUAUCAACAUGAAACUUGAGAUGAUUAUCUAUAUAGUAGCUAUAAAUAUUUGGAUUGUAAUUCUGGCAAAUGAAGUUUAUUGCAAUGAACUUUAA